AUGACCCUUCCUUGUCCUCCGUUCAAAGCCAAAGCCAUUUGGAGUUGGGGUGGCAACAACAAGGAUAAGGAUCUUGGGUUUAUCGAGGGAGAUAUCAUCGAGGUGUCCAAAACUUCCUCAGACGGCCAAUGGUGCUACGGCGUUUCACUAAGAACCAAACUUACUGGAAGAUUCCCGACCAAGUUCAUCCAGGUGCUGCAGAUCAAGGAGUCCGGGUCGCGAAAGAGCCUGCUGGAAUUGAAGGAGUCUAGCUCCUCCAAGUCUCUCAGACUCACACCGUCCGCCUCGUCCAGCAGCCUGAAACUAGGCUCUUUUGUUUCCGUGCCGACGGACGUCACGAACUACGACGAGGUCCCGCCUCCACCGCCAAAGCACCAGUAUUCCACAUACAACAAACUGUUCACCUCGUCAUAUACGCAGCGGAUCCUUGACUCGUCCACCUUAUCAACAGACACGGAACGGUCCUCCUACUUUGGACAUUCGGACUUUUCCGCCACCUCAGCGGGCUCGUUGAUGCGACACAAGGAAUCAAAAAUGCAGGCCAGUACGUCGGACAGCGACAGACAUGAUCUGGUGAGCUCGAUGCUCGAGAAGGGCCCUACUGCCAAGCACCCUAACUUCUUUAGAAGGUUUCUGGGUCGAAGGUCUGUCGAGCCUUCGUUAGACGACCAGAUUUUCAGCACGAGUCUCGAUAAGCUCGAGGAGCUCACGAUAAUAGAGACAAAUACCGACGACGACCUGGCGAGAACGCAAACUCUGAGCGGACGCGACAGGGCCAACAGAAAGUCCCGUGUUGUCCAGGAAGAGCCCGACCUGAUUCUGCAACCGCAAAAGGCUAUCUCGAGCCUGAACGUCGACGAGAAGCUGUCGUACUCUACUCCGUCUAUGAUUGACGCGACAGACUUAGACCACGUCGAUGAGUUUGUGGCAGAGCUGCCGGACGACCGGUUCAUAGGGCCCAGGGAGAUUGUGAAAAACCGUAUAGUUCCAAAGUUGCCAACUUCCCUCGAGCGACUGAGAGCAAUUUACAUCUAUCUCACCACUAGGUUCGAAAUCAUAGGGAAACAAGAAAAACUCAGCGCCAAAGUGUCGCCAUCCGAAACCGUGUUUACAGACAUCAUUCAUAGAAAAAGAUGUACCGGCCACGAGCUCACGUGGAUGUUCUAUAUCAUGGCGUCGCAUCUGGACCUCGAAAUGGAAAUAAUACUUGGAAAUUUUAAAAGACCGCUACAACCACUCGACAGCAACCUUGUGCUCAACCACACAUGGAUAUCAGUGCUGGUGGAAGGUGAAUACCGCUUUAUUGACGUUGCUCUUGGAAACCACACCAAUCCAAUAAAUGAUGAGCUCAAUUUAAUUGAGCCGCUAUCGCUACAGCAAAACUCCGAGUUUUACUUCCUCACUAAGCCCUUGGACCUGCUCUACACCCACGUUCCGAUGCAUGCAGACCAGCAGCAUAUCGUUCCUCCCCUGGAUCCUUUGGUCCAGAUGGCGUUACCUCCAUUAUAUUCAGGCUUCUUGUAUUACAAACUUAGUCUUUACAAGUUCAACCAUUCACUGUUCCGCCUAAAAGAUUUGGAGUUGAUUGAGUUCGACCUCGAAAUUCCAAGAAAGAUCGAUGUCCGCGCGAUCGUCAGGUCAUACGAUAAUGAUGCCCAGGGGGAAGCACUGGUACAGAUUUACAUGAAAAGAGACAAGAGGCUGGCGAAGAUCAAGGCAGCAAUGCCUCCAAGGUGCUCUUUGGGCUUCAUCUGUGUCUAUGCUCGCUCGACUUCGCGUCCGGGAGCAGACUUCUCGAUGGUUCUUUCUUUGCCCUGCUCUCACAAGGGAAAAUACAAGCCGAUAGAAUGGGUGAAGAAGAACGAUAACAAUGCUCAUCUAGACUUCGAUCUGUACAUCAAACAGCCCCAGAUAUUUAAUCUGACUCAAAACUCGCCAUAUACAUUCCAGGUGUUCUCCACCGAUAGCACAAUCAAGUGCAACCUAAUUUCUCCCACUGGGACUUUCCAUCUGUUGCAAUAUCAGAACGAUGCGUUUGAGCUUACAAAGCGUCUGAAUGAGCCCGGACUAUGGAGACUCGUGGUUCUCAACAACGAUUCCUGGCACGUUUACGCUGAAUGGUCAUGCUCUUGA
Messenger RNA from Ogataea haglerorum, 2133 nucleotides. RefSeq lists its product as uncharacterized. Gene Ontology annotation, molecular function: protein binding. Bases 1 to 2133 code for a protein of 710 amino acids. Lineage: Eukaryota; Fungi; Ascomycota; Pichiomycetes; Pichiales; Pichiaceae. The transcript has a single exon. The record is from RefSeq and is a predicted model, not a curated record.